GCGGCGUUUCUGGGCAGGGCAGGGCAGCUCGGCCGGAUCGAGGGCUGGAGCCGGGACCGGAGGCAGGGGCUGGAGACGUGGUCGCGGCCGGAGCGGGUGCGCUGCGGAUCCGGAAGCGAGCGGUGCCGAGAUUUGUCUACGGAUUUUGAGCAUCUGAAGCUGACCCCUGAAUCUAAGCAUUCCCUGCUGCUCCCUCACUCUUUGAAGAAAUGUCUGUCACUUAUGAUGAUUCCGUUGGAGUAGAAGUGUCCAGCGAUAGCUUCUGGGAGGUCGGGAACUACAAGCGGACCGUGAAGCGGAUUGAUGAUGGCCACCGCCUGUGCAGCGACCUCAUGAACUGCCUGCACGAGCGGGCGCGCAUUGAGAAGGGGUAUGCACAGCAGCUCACCGAGUGGGCCCGGCGCUGGAGGCAGCUUGUGGAGAGGGGGCCACAGUAUGGGACAGUGGAGAAGGCCUGGAUGGCUGUCAUGUCCGAGGCAGAGAGAGUGAGCGAGCUGCACCUUGAGGUGAAGGCCUCACUGAUGAAUGAUGACUUCGAGAAGAUCAAAAAUUGGCAGAAGGAAGCCUUUCACAAGCAGAUGAUGGGAGGCUUUAAGGAGACCAAAGAAGCUGAGGACAGCUUUCGGAAGGCACAGAAGCCCUGGGCCAAGAAGCUGAAAGAGGUAGAAGCAGCAAAGAAAGCCCACCACGCAGCAUGCAAGGAGGAGAAGUUGGCCAUCUCACGAGAAGCUAACAGCAAAGCAGACCCAUCCCUCAACCCUGAACAGCUCAAGAAAUUGCAAGAUAAAAUAGAAAAAUGUAAGCAAGAUGUUCUUAAGACCAAAGAGAAGUAUGAGAAGUCCCUGAAGGAGCUUGACCAGGGCACUCCCCAGUACAUGGAGAACAUGGAGCAGGUGUUUGAGCAGUGCCAGCAGUUUGAGGAGAAGCGUCUGCGCUUCUUCCGGGAGGUUCUGCUGGAGGUUCAGAAGCACCUAGACCUGUCAAAUGUGGCCAGCUACAAAACCAUUUACCGUGACCUGGAGCAGAGCAUCAGAGCGGCUGACGCGGUGGAGGACCUGCGGUGGUUCAGAGCCAAUCACGGGCCGGGCAUGGCCAUGAACUGGCCACAGUUUGAGGAGUGGUCUGCAGACCUGAAUCGAACUCUCAGCCGGAGAGAGAAGAAGAAGGCCACUGAUGGUGUCACCCUGACGGGCAUCAACCAGACAGGCGACCAGUCUCUGCAGAAUAAGCACAGCAGCAACCUUAGUAUCCCGAGCAACCCUGCCCAGUCCGCGCAGUCACAAUCCAGCUACAACCCCUUCGAGGAUGAGGACGACACGGGCAGCACCGUCAGUGAAAAGGAAGACAUUAAGGCCAAAAACGUGAGCAGCUAUGAGAAGACCCACAGCUACCCCACUGACUGGUCGGAUGACGAGUCCAACAACCCCUUCUCCUCCACGGAUGCCAACGGGGACUCCAAUCCGUUUGACGAGGACACCACCUCGGGGACAGAAGUGCGAGUCCGGGCCCUCUAUGACUACGAGGGGCAGGAACAUGAUGAGCUGAGCUUCAAGGCUGGGGAUGAGCUGACCAAGAUAGAGGACGAGGACGAGCAGGGCUGGUGCAAGGGACGCUUGGACAAUGGACAGGUUGGCCUGUAUCCAGCAAAUUACGUCGAGGCCAUCCAGUGACAGGCCAGUGGGCAGGCUGGCGGAGGGAUGGAGGCAGCUGUCCCAGGAGCUCCGUUGGGCAGUGGCCCCUCUGGCCCCUCCAGCCAGCCACGUGGGUGUCCACGCCUUUUCCUGCAAAAGAUGGUUCUGUUGCUCUUGGCUCCCAUGAAGGCAGAGCUGGUCACUUCACCUGGGACUCAGCACCUUACCAAGUGCAGCUGGAGGGAUCUGAGCACAGGAAGAUGCAGUACAACAGAGAAAUAGCCGGGCCCUCCUCCUGCCGCCCCACUGUCUGUGUGUUGGCUUAUCAUGGGUCUUAUGUUCUUGACCUUGUCUCUCCUCCCUCCAAGUCAGUGGUGGGUACACUGAUUCUCGCUCCACUGAUUACUUUCUCUGAUGAGUCCCAUCACCUGCCACUAAAUGAACAAACUUCCAUGCCAUUUUCCGAGUGAAGAUUUUGAGGUUUUUAAUUUAAAGGGUAUGUACAGUUAUACUUUUUUAUAUACCUGUUCUUCCAUUCAUUUAUACUUAAAUUAUGGCACAGAGUGAUGUACACCAGUCUAGAGGAAAUGUGUCUCUAUUUCCAUGUUGUGCUUUGAAAGCCAUGCCCCUGCAUGGGGUGAGCUGCAGGUGAUGUAGCUCAUGUUGACAGAUGAUGUUUGAGGCAAGAGAUUGUAGUAGAAAGAUGGGAACGCGUUAACGGUUGUGAAUGCUCUUUAUGCAUUCAGGGCAUCUGAGUGGGGGUUUCAGAAAUAACCUUAUGUAGUACUCCCCAAAGUCACCAUAUUUAAAAAUUAUUUUCACUCUAUUCUUGCUUAAAACUUUAUUAUUUUGCUAAUUAACAGUUUUAACAGUGAUUUGGGAGGUUAAAAAGUAGGACUUACUUUUCAAGCAAAUGCAUCUAUAGAUUAAGAUGCUUUAUAUAUUAAACUGUCAUGUCUUGGUGUAUAUCUGUAUAUAUUAUUUGAUAUUCAGAGAAUCUAAAGAGCUUGUCUACUGUUUUAAUGAGAUUUAACAGCUUUCAACAGUGGGUUUCGUUUGUAAACUGCUUGAAGUCCGUGGCACGCGGGCAUGGGCCUGGCUGGUUGGCUGGGCCCCCUCCAGGCUUGGACGUGGGCCCCAGGACUCUCCUAGGUUGAGGCUUCUGCAGGGCAGGCUUGUCCUCGCUGGCCAGCAGGGGUCCAACUUCUGACUAGACUCAGUCCAUGGUUCUGUAGCUGAAUACUGUAAAAACACCGUGUCUUUGUAGCAGUCGCAGAUUUCACAGUCAUCCAUGUUCCUAGUGAGCAAACGAAAGCUGGGUGUCACCCACAGCACAGGCCUCCCUAAGUGUCCUGGUCGCCAGAGAGUGGGAUACCACGGCCAGAGCUGUGCUGUAGUCACACAGGGUGGGUGGGGUGUGGAGAGAACCUUUGUUUUGUGUAACUGGGACAGUGGUGCCACCACUGUCACCAUCAUAAGCUAUGCAUUACCCUCUUCAGCAUGUCCAGUGAGCCUGACGUCUUGCUUGGAAAGUGCGUGUGCGUCUGUAUCUGUCAUGAAAACUUACCAGCAGAAAUCCUCAUUCCUGUGCUACAGAUUUACCAAAAAUUGUUGUCUUUUAAGUUUAGGAGUUCCUUUAAUUGUGUAGUAUUUUAGGAAAGAAAUCAAUAAACGGUUGAU
Molecule: messenger RNA, 3311 nt
Organism: Cynocephalus volans (Philippine flying lemur)
Lineage: Eukaryota; Metazoa; Chordata; Mammalia; Dermoptera; Cynocephalidae
Gene: PACSIN2
Product: protein kinase C and casein kinase substrate in neurons 2
Exons: 11
Coding region: 210-1670 (486 amino acids)
Biological process (GO): regulation of endocytosis; caveola assembly; plasma membrane tubulation
Cellular component (GO): endosome; plasma membrane; cytoplasm
Molecular function (GO): protein binding; phospholipid binding
Source: RefSeq, a predicted model, not a curated record